AUGACAGGACUUGGUUCUUCAUGUGGAGCGUGCAAGUUCUUGAGGAGAAAGUGCACGAGCGAAUGCAUCUUUGCUCCUUACUUCUCUUACGACCAUGCAGCAAGUCAUUUUUCUGCUGUUCACAAGGUUUUUGGCGCAAGCAAUGUCUCCAAGCUAUUGCUACACCUCCCUGUACAGAAUCGAAGUGAUGCUGCCAUAACAUUAUCCUAUGAAGCAUUGGCAAGAAUGCAGGACCCUAUUUACGGUUGUGUUGCAUAUAUUCUUGCACUGCAGAAAUUGGUGGCCACCCUCGAGGAGGAGAUAGAAACCAUCGGAAAUCAAAUGGCUAAUAUUGGAGUUGAUGCCCCUAAUUAUGUAACGUCUCAAGAAACUAACGUCCCAAAUGGCGUUCUACAAUUUUCUUCUGUGUAUACUAACGUAAACGAUCAUAUUAAUCAACAAAGUCUACAACUUCAACAACCUGAAAAUUUAUCAGCAAAUCAAGCUUGCUCUAGCCAAAUGAACGUGCAGUUUCCCCAGGAAAAUUUAUUUGAAGAAGAGAUUUUCCAAGCAUACUCCGAUUCCAGUGUCUUUGACAGAUUCUACGAAGAACUAAACCAAGAUAUGUAUCUGAAAUCUCAGUGGAUGUGCAGCACCUUAAAUUCAAGAUGAAUCUGAAACUGAAUUUAUUGUGCUUUUUUCCUAGCAGGCACAGAUAUUGCACACGGAAGUAUUAUGUUACGUUUUCGUCUUGUUUUGUUUUUCAUUUUUUCUUUGGCAUGAUGCUACUCCUAGUCCGCUUAUUAUAUCUAGUGUAUAUCAGGAUAUUUUUCCUCCUCCUGUGUAACUUUGAA
Molecule: messenger RNA, 833 nt
Organism: Olea europaea var. sylvestris
Lineage: Eukaryota; Viridiplantae; Streptophyta; Magnoliopsida; Lamiales; Oleaceae
Product: LOB domain-containing protein 33-like
Exons: 2
Coding region: 1-651 (216 amino acids)
Biological process (GO): hormone-mediated signaling pathway; positive regulation of DNA-templated transcription
Cellular component (GO): nucleus
Source: RefSeq, a predicted model, not a curated record